Messenger RNA from Penicillium maclennaniae, 1479 nucleotides. Its product is annotated as WW domain-containing protein. The record is from RefSeq and is a predicted model, not a curated record. Bases 1 to 1479 code for a protein of 492 amino acids. Gene Ontology annotation, molecular function: protein binding. The transcript has 4 exons. Lineage: Eukaryota; Fungi; Ascomycota; Eurotiomycetes; Eurotiales; Aspergillaceae.
AUGGCGCAAGAUCCGCCUGCAGAUACCGCAGGCCCAUCGUCUCCUCCGCCUCAGCUUCCUGAAGGAUGGCUUCCACAGUGGGAAGGAGUCCAACGCAAGUGGUACUACGUGCAACGAACGACUGGCAAGUCGCAGUGGGAUAUUCCAACCGAGCCAGUCGUACUGACGCCGUCGACAACACCCACAUCUAUCGGCACUGGUCCUUCGCAGGCACCUUCCUCGAGACCAUCAACAACGGGCCCGCAAGUUGGGCAGGAAAACACACUGGUUGGGCGGAUGGGCUCUCUGGCGGACGGCGCGAGAAUUUCCAGCUCUCUGGAUGCCCAGCUUAAUGCGCAAUCUCAAAAUCCCCCGCAUGGGUCCUCGGAGAUGGGAUGGUUUUCCAACCAACCCGGCCAGCACUAUCUACAUCAGCAUGGUCAACGCUUCAUACCUGGUAACGGCGGGUAUAGCUCGGAAUCACAGCAGCGGAGUUAUUCUCAGAACAUGGGGAUGGGUCCAACAGGGGCUCAUUCCUUUCACCCCCAACAAGUCAUGGGUCAACAGGCUUUCGGACAGCCAUACCCUGGGACACACUGGGUCGGCAACGGAGAUGGCUCUCAGGGUCGAUCAGGAUUCUUUAACCAAGGCCAUGCCAACUCCACAUACCAAGGUCAUGCCUUGGAACAAAUUCAAUUGCCCCAGCAGGUGGGGGCACACGGUACCCAGGCAGGCCAUUUGCAUAACCUCAGACCUGAACACCGCCCGCCUGAACCUCAAUGGCAGAUAACACAGCAAUCCGCUCUUUCGGACCCGGCGUCGCAGUGGAUGGGCUCUUCGAAUUCACCUCAGUUUUAUCCUAGUUCGCAAUAUACGUCAGAGGCGAUUGGAAACUCUUCAAGUAACAUGGCUCCACAAUCUUCGCAUUUCUCGGAUCCUUCAAUUUCAAAUAGCGAGCCCAGUGGCAGCCGAACAGGACAGGAACCGAUGCACGACUUGUUCAACACACAUUCCGGGGGACAAUUACAGUCGCCCAUGGGAUAUCCACCAGACGGAAGUCAUGCCCAACAAGAUGCAUCUCUUUAUCGAAAAGGCUUUUCAGAUCCAGCUACAGGGGCACAUUCCGCGCAGGCCUAUCAGUCGCAGCUUUCGAGUGCACACGGGCACUACCACAGUACUAGCAUGGCGCGAACACAAUCUGGGCCUGGCUUCGGCGCGCUCGGCUUUCCUGCUGCCCCCGAUACGCACGGCAAUGCCCACCAGUACCAGAACCCUCUUGUUCAGGUAGGCGCGCAACAAUACUUGCCUCAGCAGCAAACUGAUCACCCCGGCACCACACACCAAUACCAUCCUGGAUCCUCGACAGUCCAACAGGGCCAACACUCGGGCACUUCGACUUCCUCGCGGAUAGCAAGAUCAGAUCCUGUAUUCGUCAGUGGCCCUUGGGCAUCGUCGACUCCACCCACCUCCAGAGCGGGCCGGCCUUCUCAACAGAGCUGA